GAGCAGCACUUAGGGCAGCAGCUCGGCAGCAAAGGGGCGGCUCUGAGCCCCCCCCCCCUCCGGGGCUGCCCUGCCUGCCGCGGGGCCCGGCGCCCCGGGGGCCGCUGGCGGCGGGGGCGGGCGGGGCAGGGCCGGGCCGCCGGCACGGCGGGGCCUCUCCCAGCGUCUUCGGUUUCUUUUCGCACCGACUCGGGACUUUUUUUUUGUGUUUGUUUUUACCCCCGGAGGCGGAGCCGGAGGUUUCCCCGUACCUGCCCCGGUGCCGGGCGGGGCCCGGAGCCGCCGCCGAGCAGCGCUGCUGAGGGCCGGCCGGCCCCUGCCCUCCCCUCCGCUCCCGCCUCAGGAACAGCUGUCCUCCCCUUCCCUGGAGGGCCGGGGCGCAGCUUUCCGGUCUCCGCGUGUGGGGGUUGAUGUGCGAAUCAAAGCAGAAUGGAUCGCUAUCGGUACUUCAUCUUUAACCAGAGGAACAUGGUCGUGCUGGGUCUGUUCCAGAUAGCCUUCAGCACGGUGUGCGUCGUCAGCGGGUUCAUAGACAGCAUUUUCAGAACAGAGUCUCAGCUGAGCAAAACCAGAGCUCCAGUUUGGGCUGGGAUGGUGAUGGGAGUCCCAGGCGUCCUGGCUUUGUUUUCCUCUCAGAGGAAGAACCCAGUUCUUGUGAAUGUGCUGAUAGUUGCUUCCAUAAUUUCUUGUGUUGCCAUUCUCAUUGUAAUAGUUUAUAGCUCACUCACACUCAACUAUGGUGAAGAGGAGGAGCUGAGUUCUGCCCCAGUCCAUGUUAUCCAUACCAAGUUCAUACUUAAUAAAGUAGUCAAGGGUGCUAACAUAGCCAUGCUAGCGGCAUCUAUCUGCAGUGCUGCUAUUGUGCUGGUGAUGGCUUACUUGGGAUGCCGGAGUCUUCCGUGCUGCUCGUGCUACGAUAGUGUAACUGGGAUGGAAUGGUUGCAACCUAGUGAGGACCAAAAUCAGGCUGUGGAAAUGGUUUGCGCUGUACAAAGCCCUCAGGACAGAAUUUGUAACUUCCCAGAUCGGUUUUCAGCCCAGGACUUAGAUGCAGAGGAAGACACAUCCAAACCUCCACCAUAUAUCAGAAUGGCUUGAAAAAGUGGUCGAAUGUUUUAAAGCUACUAGUCUAAAAAUAUGGCAAGGCAGAUGUAAGAAGUCCUUCAUCUUUAAAGAUGGUUAUGCACUUUUCCUUGGCCUUUUGAAAAACCCACACAGAAAGAGAGAACUACUGAAUGCCCAAUGUUCAACAAAGAUCACCGUGCAAAGGGGAAGAUCUGCAGAUGUUUCUGGACUUUCAGACUUUGUAUAGUUAAAAUACCUCAUUGCCUCUGGAAAGCGUGAGCAUUUUUUCCUCCAGCUUUUGUACUUAAAUCAUGUUUUAUUCCACUAGAAUUCAUAAUGCAAUUUGUCUAGCAGUGCUAGCCUUAGGCGUUCAAAUAUUAAAUACAACUCAUUUUUAAAAGAAA
Messenger RNA from Phalacrocorax carbo (great cormorant), 1469 nucleotides. The record is from RefSeq and is a predicted model, not a curated record. Lineage: Eukaryota; Metazoa; Chordata; Aves; Suliformes; Phalacrocoracidae.